Molecule: messenger RNA, 1648 nt
Organism: Propithecus coquereli (Coquerel's sifaka)
Lineage: Eukaryota; Metazoa; Chordata; Mammalia; Primates; Indriidae
Gene: ABHD4
Product: abhydrolase domain containing 4
Exons: 7
Coding region: 26-1093 (355 amino acids)
Cellular component (GO): lipid droplet
Molecular function (GO): phosphatidylcholine lysophospholipase A1 activity
Source: RefSeq, a predicted model, not a curated record
GCUGGUGCUGGCGUCAAGCGGAGGGAUGGGCUGGCUCUGCUUGACCCGGCAGGGCUUGUUUACUAUGGCUGAUGAUCUGGAGCAGCAGCCUCAAGGCUGGCUGAGUAGCUGGCUGCCUACUUGGCGCCCCACUUCCAUGUCUCAGCUGAAGAAUGUGGAAUCCAGGAUCCUCCAGUGUCUCCAGAACAAGUUCCUGGCCAGAUACAUUUCCCUCCCAAACCAGAACAAGAUCUGGACGGUGACCGUGAGCCCCGAGCAAAAGGAUCGCACGCCCCUGGUGAUGGUGCAUGGCUUCGGGGGUGGCGUGGGCCUCUGGAUCCUCAACAUGGAUUCGCUGAGUGCCCGCCGCACGCUUCACACCUUCGACCUGCUUGGCUUCGGGCGAAGCUCAAGGCCGACGUUCCCGAGGGACCCAGAGGGGGCUGAGGACGAGUUUGUGACCUCGAUAGAGACAUGGCGGGAGACCAUGGGGAUCCCCAACAUGAUACUCCUGGGGCACAGUUUGGGAGGAUUCUUGGCCACUUCUUACUCUAUCAAGUACCCUGAAAGGGUAAAACACCUCAUCCUGGUGGACCCAUGGGGCUUUCCCCUUCGACCGACCGACCCCAAUGAGGUCCGUGCUCUCCCAACGUGGGUCAAGGCCGUGGCAUCUGUCCUAGGGCGUUCCAAUCCUUUGGCUGUUCUUCGAGUAGCUGGGCCCUGGGGGCCUGGCCUGGUGCAGCGAUUCCGGCCGGACUUCAAGCGCAAGUUUGCGGACUUCUUUGAAGAUGACACCAUAUCAGAGUAUAUCUACCACUGCAAUGCACAGAAUCCCAGUGGUGAGACGGCAUUCAAAGCCAUGAUGGAGUCCUUCGGCUGGGCCCGGCGCCCCAUGCUGGAGCGUAUUCACUUGAUUCGGAAGGAUGUGCCCAUCACCAUGAUCUAUGGGGCCAACACCUGGAUAGAUACCAGCACAGGAAAAAAGGUGAAGUUGCAGCGACCGGAUUCCUACGUCCGAGACCUGGAGAUUGAGGGUGCGUCGCACCACGUCUAUGCCGACCAGCCACACAUCUUCAAUGCCGUGGUGGAGGAGAUCUGCAGCUCGGUGGAUUGAACUGCUCUCUCUAGAGGAAGAGGAGAAAGCCAGAGAGUCACUCUCGCCUCCCUGUCUGCUUACUCGCCCUUCUGUCCUUUCCUCACCAACUAAUACGUGCCAGCCUGGCAGAGCCUUGGGCUGUCCCCGGGACAGGACCACAGUGACAAAGAGCACCCCUGACCCCAUGCUAAGGGCUGGAGGUGGAGCCACAAGAGGCCUUGAGUGCCCCACCCUGGGGAAGAACAUAAAGGGUUGCACAGUGUCACCCAUUCUCUCCAUGCCAAGUGUUGCCUAGAUAGUGGUUGUGAAGGAUUGUACUGAGCUACAUUCCCUCCCUGUGCGGCCUUUUCUUUCUCUGGGUAAAGGAGGACUCCCAGCCACCUUUCCUGGCUCUAGAGUGUUUGUGGGGGUAGGUUCCGUGCAAGAACAUCUUCCGCCUCCAUCAUUCCAUUACCCCCAUCCCAUGCCAGUUCCAUCCAGGGUCUGGCUGGGACUGGUUCCCACUUAACUACCAAGAGCAGGUGCUAGGCCGGGUGCAGUGGCUCACGCCUGUAAUCCUAGCACUCUGGGAGG